Theileria parva strain Muguga is the source of this 833-nucleotide messenger RNA. RefSeq names its product 60S ribosomal protein L19-1 (gene Rpl19). Gene Ontology annotation, cellular component: ribosome; cytosolic large ribosomal subunit. Gene Ontology annotation, biological process: translation. Gene Ontology annotation, molecular function: structural constituent of ribosome; RNA binding. The record is from RefSeq and is a predicted model, not a curated record. Bases 253 to 792 code for a protein of 179 amino acids. Lineage: Eukaryota; Apicomplexa; Aconoidasida; Piroplasmida; Theileriidae. The transcript has 2 exons.
AAGGGAACUUACAUCAGGUCACGUAAACCUGAGGAAUAUGACCAUAAGUGGAAUGUGUAGAAUUAAUUAUGCCUAAGAGCAAAUGUAAACUGGGAUAUAAGAAUAAAGCAGAAUCUUAAUACCCAUGGGGAAUACACAGUCACCACCCCAUAGGCCGUUAACUAUUUCACCUAUUAAUUAAUAGUUUUUAGUUUAUUAUCGGUAUAUUUUAAUUCACUAAUUUAAAUAUUAGAUCUGCCUUUGGUAGCAAAGAUGAUGCUUCGUUUGCAGAAAAGACUUGCCGCUUCCGUGCUUCGCUGCGGAAAGGGCCGUGUUUGGCUCGACCCAAACGAAUCCAGCGAGAUUGCCAUGGCCAACUCCCGUUUCAGUGUUAGAAAACUUAUUAGUGACGGCUUAAUAAUAAAGAAGGGAGUUGCUCCUCAUAGCAGAUCCAGGAUCAGGCUUUAUCACCUUGCUAAAAGGAUGGGUAGACAUACCGGUAUUGGUAAAAGGAAGGGUUCCAAGGGUGUUAGACAGCCUCCAAAGCUCCUUUGGAUGAGACGCCAACGUGUUUUAAGACGUUUAUUGAGGAAACUUAGGGACUCUAAGAAAAUCGACUCCCAUAUGUACCACAACUUUUAUAUGAGGUGUAAAGGUAACCAAUUCAAGAACAAGCGUGUCCUUCUCGAGGCCAUACAUGCUCAGAAGAACGCUUGGGUCAAACAGAAGGCUGAAAACGAACUUGUAGAGGCGCUCAGGGCCAAGUCCAAGAUGCUGAAGGAGAAGAGGAAAGCCAGACUUUCAGCUAUGUAAUUUUUUAACCUCUACAUACCUUUUAAUGUAAUAUGAAGUAA